Messenger RNA from Symbiodinium sp. CCMP2456, 1023 nucleotides. Lineage: Eukaryota; Dinophyceae; Suessiales; Symbiodiniaceae. The record is from the annotation of a GenBank genome assembly.
GAGAAUCUGGGACAGCUUCAUAACUUGAACAGCCUCUUCCAGAGCCUGGACAAGGACAACAGCGGCACUGUGGAGGUGCAGGAGGCGCGUGAGGUGCUCGAGAAGGCGGGCCUGAACCAGAACCAGAUCGGCAAGUUCCUCUCGGCACUGCUGGGUGACAAGGGCUCCGUGCAGUACACCGAGUUCAUGGCUAAGCUCGUGAUGGCGCAGAGAGGCGUGCGAGAGGAGGAGAUCGGCGCCGCCUUUGCGUCUAUUGACUUGGACGGCUCGGGGACUUUGGAUGUCAACGAGGUGGAGAAACUGCUCCAACAACCCGAUGCCGCGCGUCUCCUGGAGGGGCGUGCAGCCAAGGAUGUCAUCGAGGAGAUGGACAGGAACGCCGACGGUGUUGUGGAUUUCAAGGAGUUUCGCAGAGCGAUGUUGGGAGAUCCUAACACAGUCAUGUUUUGGAAGAAGGGCGAUGCUGCGCGCUAUUUGAGCUCCAGCUUUGAGCGGUGGAUUCCCUGCCGCGUCGAGGAUGUCGACCAGGAGAAGGAUUCCGUGAUUAUCGACCUCAAGCCGGGCGUCUGGCUUACUCCCGAGGACAUGAAGCAUCGGCUGGUCCCCGGGAACACUUGCUGGUCCGUUGGCGCGAAGUGCCAGUACUACAGUCGCGAAGAUGGUUUCCUCUUGGACGCCACGGUGAUGGAGCUGGACGACAAGGGCAACGUGAUCGUGGACAAGCGGCCAGGGCAGUGGCUCCCUCCGUGGGCAAUUUGGGAGCCUGGGGCUGAGAAGAGCCCCACGCAGAAGGCAUCGCCACAGGCAUCGCCACAGUUGGGUCGAGGAAAGACUGGUCUACCCCCGUGCCUGGGCCAAUGGAAGGAAGGCCAGGCUGCCAUGUACUACAGCAAGCGCCAGGGCGCCUGGUUCGACUGCCGGGUGGUGGCAGUAGAUCCAGACACAGGUGCACUGCGCAUGGAUGUAAAGCCCGACUACUGGAUGCCCGUGGAGGAGCAGGAGGAGGUGCUGAAAGCACGUUAG